AUAAAAGCCGGGCCGGCCGGCGGCGGCUUGGUUGAUUCCCAAUAAGGAUCCCACGCCGCCACCGCUGGCAAGGAGGGUACAUUCAGAGGUAGGGCCCCCUCCAUCCCGAGCAGCCACUUAUUCAGCCCUAGGGUUGGCUGAGGUGGGCGGGAGGUGGAGGGAGGAGUCCCACAUAACCCGACACCCACGUAGUGGGGUAUGCGUAACGCAUUUCUCAGGGUUAAAAAAAAGGUUAGGAAACGGCGCGAGUGUUGUUUUUGAUAUCGCAAACGUCUGUAGGCUAUCGCGGCUUGUUUACCACCCAUUUUAACAGAAAUAUAAAUCAUGACUCGUCAUUUGGGAUCUCAAUAAAAUAAUGCGUAGUUAGUUCAGUUAGACGGCUGCCUCGUCCACGAAAAAUCUAACCGUGGACCAUUAUGUUCAGUAGGUAGUCCAAAUUUUCGUGGAUAAAGAGUACCCCAUGUCACUAUCGAGGUUUAUAAGAGGUCUGUGUUUCAAAUUCGAUCGAAAUCGGUACAGCAGUUUUUGCUUUAUUGAGUAACAAACUUAUAAAUACGCAAACUUUCACAUUAAUGAUAUCAGUAAGAUUCACUGACCUGUGUUAUAUUUUUAUCAUCAGUAAAUGUUGGCGUUUGUUUUUUUGCAUUUUAAGGAGUAAGUUCUAUCAUCAAGUUAAGAGGAAAACCAGUUUUAAAAUAACCAGUUGAAUCUUUGAGGAAACUCAAUCAUUAAUUUAAUAUAACAGUGCAGUGUGGCCGUGUGUAUCAGUGCCAGUAUUAUCAAUAAUCAACAUUUUAGUUAAAAUAACGUAUUAUACAUGGUAAACAAGUUGUGUGCCAACUUCCAAUAUGGAAUCAUGUGUCAAAUGGACUCUAUGUGUUGUGUUGUUGUUAACAGCCGUAGUAACAGUGAACAGCCAACAGUUCCGGUACGACUACACGUAUGAGCCGAAAGUGAGCGGAUGGCUGAAGCUGCACGUAAUGCCGUCCACCUUCUUCGACGCCUUUAGGAUUUGCAACGCAGAAGGCGCGGUGUUAGCGUCGCCGCUGAACGUUUACUUCAAAAACGCGAUGAUGGCGCUGCAUAAGAAGAUCAUCGUGAACUCCUGCACAUUGUACACGGGGAUUCAUUCUUCAGUCGCUAAGGGAUCCUUCGCGUCCAUUGAGGGAAAACCCCUAUCGAAAAUUUCGGUAGAAUGGGCUCCAAAUGAGCCCGACAACUACAAUGACAGUGAAAGCUGCAUCGCCAUGUUCGAGAAUGGCAAAAUGGCCGACGUCCGCUGCACAGAGACCUUCCCUUUCAUCUGCUACAAGAAGAAAACUGUCAAUAUGGCCAUCAACGAGUGUGGGACUAUUGAUAAUGAUUACUUCCUGGAAUCUCGCACGGGCAGCUGCUACAAGUUCCACCGAGUGGGUCGCACCUGGAGGAACGCAUACAUGACCUGCAUGGCCGAAGGGGGUCACCUCGCCAUCGUCAACAGCAAGACCGAGCUGGAAGUCAUCAAGGAGAUCUUCGCUAGAUAUCCGCCCGACACCAGAAUGGCUCAAAGCAAAGAAGGCGUAUCAAUUGGCAUUCAUACCUGGGGAGAGGAUCGCGUUUUCUACACAGUCCACGGUCAACGGCUGGUUGAAGCUGGCUAUGCGAACUUCACAUCAGGCCAACCCGACAACAACAGAGCCUUUGAUAGUAGCGGGUCUCACUGCGGUGGCAUAUGGCGCGAGGAACUCGACGACUUCUGGUGUACAGGCAACACAAUAUCCUUCAUCUGCGAGAAGAGGCCUGAAAGCUUGCUCUCUGAAGACGAAUACCCAUAA
Molecule: messenger RNA, 1814 nt
Organism: Chilo suppressalis (striped riceborer)
Lineage: Eukaryota; Metazoa; Arthropoda; Insecta; Lepidoptera; Crambidae
Source: the annotation of a GenBank genome assembly